Molecule: messenger RNA, 1443 nt
Organism: Hyphopichia burtonii NRRL Y-1933
Lineage: Eukaryota; Fungi; Ascomycota; Pichiomycetes; Serinales; Debaryomycetaceae
Exons: 1
Coding region: 1-1443 (480 amino acids)
Biological process (GO): transmembrane transport
Cellular component (GO): membrane
Molecular function (GO): transmembrane transporter activity
Source: RefSeq, a predicted model, not a curated record
AUGUUGGUGAUUCAUAACGGUAUCAGAAGGUUGAAUGAGUAUUUACCAUCAACAAACCAUUGGUUGAUCUUGUUGGCCUCAAUUCCCGUUGCUUUAGCCUCCGGAACGCUAUUUGUUUACUCGGUAUACGGGACCCAGUUAGCUGAAAAAUGCCAUCUUAACUCGACUCAGGCUUCAAAUUUGAAUAUCAGUGCUACCAUUGGAACCGCAUUGGGUGGUUGUAUUCUGGGGGUCAUCACUGAUUACUAUGGUACCCAAAUUCCAAUUUUGGCUAGUUUUUUAUCCUUAUCAAUUGGUUAUAAAUUACUUCAUUAUGAAUUUAAUUUAGGGGUUGAUUCAAGUAUCGGGUUACUUUUAUUUGCUAUGUUUUUGAUUGGUAAUGGUUCGGUUUCUGGUUACUUCAGCUCGUUGAAAGCAGUUGCAAUUUAUUUCCCAAAUUAUAAAGCCACUGCUCAAAGUAUCACCAUUGCUUCAUUUGCCAUUUCGAGUUUAAUAUUCCUGUUUAUCUGUUCUAAAAUAUUUAAAGCUGAUGUUUCCAAAUUUCUUUAUUUUUUAUUUGUUUCAUCUGGGUUUAUGUACUUACUAGGAUUUAUCUUUAUUAGAAUAGACGGGAUCAUUGAUCAAUCUCCUAAACCAAUAUCGUCUAAUCAAGCUGAACCUGAACCAAUUGAAGAGCAACCGCUACUCAGUAUCCCUUCUAAACCUAGUUCAAAUCUCCAUGAUUUAUCUUUAAAAGAAUCGUUAUUACAUCCAAUUUUUUGGAUCCAUUACUUAAUCUUAUCGAUUAUUCAAGGUUUGGGUCAAAUGUAUAUUUAUGGCGUUGGUUAUGUCAUUAAAGCAAUUCAUUUCCACUAUACUUAUUAUCAUAAUGAUCCUUCCUAUCAACCUUCGUUAAUUGAAUUACAAGCAUUGCAUGUUUCUUUGAUUGCAAUCACUUCUUUCAUAGGUAGGUUAACCCUGGGCCCACAAGCUGAUUUCUUGGUUAAUAAAUUGAAAUAUCAACGUCAUUGGAUUUUGAUUUUGGGACUAAUCAUAAUGCUAUCCGGUCAUUUCUUGUUAACUCUUCUGACUGAUUUAAUUUCAGAAAAUCUAUACCACGUUAAUAUCCUUUUGUCAAUCUCCUCUUGUUUGAUUGGUUAUGCUUAUGGUUUUAGUUUCACUUGUUAUCCUUCAAUUAUUUCUGAUCUUUUCAAUAUGCAAAAUUAUAGUUUCCUUUGGGGGGUCAUGUAUACAAGUACUACUUUUGGUUUAACCAUAAUGACAAAGAUAUUUGGAAUCAUUUACGAUUCAAAUAGUAACCAGUAUGAUGAUAAUACUCAUGAGUACUUUUGUGAUAAAGGAUCAGGAUGCUAUAAUCUUACUUUCAAAAUAACUAGUUCAUUUUGUUUAUUAGCAGGAUCUAUUAUUUUACUGUACAUUUUCUAUAGAAGAACUCAUACAUAG